UGAUUGUGCGCAAAAUAAAAAUACGCGUGUUUUCUUCCGUAUUUCUCUGCUUUUCCCUCAUAACAACAAUGAAAUUCAUGGUGGAGAGCAUCAGCAAGUGUUCAGGAAGACUGGGAGCAUUGACUGGAAUUGAGAGAUUGCCGGAUGUGGUGCUGAAAACACCUGUUUUACUCCAAACAACUCGUGGCGGAAGCUUUCCCUACAUGUCCAGGGAAGUGGUAGAAUUGACCUCCAACCUGUCAGAGACAGCAAUUUCUGUGAAUUUGACCACAACUUCCCAAAUGUUGGACAGUGUGAAGGAUUCUGGGAAGAGUAUCUCAUGUUUUGUGGCGCUUCCGGAAUGCCCGACAUUCCUGUGUCUUCGGGACACAAGCACAGAGUCUCGGAGUGGCCACCAUGAGAAGGCAGGAGUGCCUUUAUUUACGAGAUACGGGAAGAAAGUCAUUUCGCCUGAGAGCUUUAUGGACUUUGUGAAGACUUUCCGGCCGGAUUUCUGUCAUCUCCUGGGCGAUGGGGACACAACAGUGGAGUCAUCGAAGAAGAGAGGCGUGCAUUCCGUCAGCAGAACCAUUAAAUUUACAGAGAAGUGCCUCGAGAUGAGAAGCAAGAGCGAAAAUUUGAGGAAAAUCUUCACUUUAGCACCAAUUGUUGGUGGAUUUUCACGAGAAAAUCGUCAAAAGAGCAUAGAAUUCGUCAAGAGUGUGGAAAUCGAUGGGGUGUUCAUUGAUGGACUCCAUGGAAAUGGCGAAACUGCUCUAUUCGUCCCUGAGAAGGAAACUCUAGAGAUUGUGAAGCUCUGCAAUGAAAAUCUUCCUCAGGACAAGUUGAGGAUGGUUUUGGGCGCCUUUUCGCCUCUGCUGAUGCUGAAAAUGAUCCAACUUGGAGUGGAUGCUUUUGACAAUUCACUGCCUUUUCUCUACAGCCUGAAGAAAAGAGCAUUGGUGUUCGACUUCGAGCCAGAGGACAAGAAAGAAGGCAGAAAAAAGCUUCAUAUCGACUUGAACAGUGAAGAAUUCCGCGAAGACUUCUCGCCAGUGCUUCAGGGAUGCAAUUGUCUGACUUGCAAGGAUCACACGAGGGCUUAUUUGAGGCACUUGAUCGACUGCAAGGAACUUAUGGGCACAAUUUUGCUCAAUAUCCACAAUUUCCAUCACUAUCGAGGAUUCUUCCACUCCAUCCAUCAUCACAUUGCCAAAGACACGCUGCAGAGUCUAAUUGCGCUGAUCGAAGAGCAGAGUUUGGAGGAGAAUUUCACAGAAAUCUUCCCUCCUUCACCCACAAACGGCGUGGGAAGUUCAAACACACCAUCGACAGUCGACAGCGAUGCUGAAGAGGCAAAAGAAGACGCCAAAUAAAAUGGUAAGUCGACGUAAUUUAACAAUUUUUAUUUUUCUCCUCAAUGCCCUUAGCGUCAAUUGAAGAUGGUGAAAAGUAGAAGUUAUACAAUGUAUUUUGCAUUUGUAUUUAACCCAGUAAAUUAGACAUAAGAAAUUAUUACACUAAAUAAAUUAUUCUGUGAAGCUCUUCGUGUGUGUUGAUGACAAAAAAAAGUCUGUGCAAGUUGAAAAGAGAGGAAGAUUCAUGUUCUUUUGCUCUUACAAAGUAAUUUUUUUUUCUCUUUAAAGAUUUUUUCUUUUCCUUUUUAUUUAGAAACUAUGUGAGAAGGAGUAUUUUGUUUUACCACCCAAAAAAAAGAAACUCUUAAAUGUAUUAUAAAUUGUCUUAAAAUUCUAUAAUGUUUUCACUGAUUUGAGGUGAAGUCAAAACAUCUCUCAUCGUUUGAAAUCACCUCAAUAGAUGGUGCGCGCGCGUGUUGUGAUGUCUCGCAAAAAUCAAAUGGGCAAAAAGUGGACUUUUUAAAAUAUCCUUUUUAUUUAAUAUCAUAAUUAUCUCUCUU
This is a messenger RNA of Phlebotomus argentipes, 1897 nucleotides long. Its product is annotated as queuine tRNA-ribosyltransferase accessory subunit 2. The transcript is spliced from 3 exons. Lineage: Eukaryota; Metazoa; Arthropoda; Insecta; Diptera; Psychodidae. Gene Ontology annotation, molecular function: tRNA-guanosine(34) queuine transglycosylase activity. The record is from RefSeq and is a predicted model, not a curated record. The coding region runs from base 69 to 1355 and encodes 428 amino acids.